UUUUACAAGUCGCUGUAAUGUCUACUGUGUUGUGGUGUCUUGAACUUCGUGCCUAAGACUUGAAACGCCCGACCAAACCUGUACAGCGGGAACGCGGAGGGAACGGCGCCCUUCAAGGGCAGGCUCAGGUGUCGAAAAUCCACCUCGUGUGAAUAAAACAGGAACUUGGCGAGGAGGAGAUACUGUAGUAGGUGUUACAAAGUUCACUCCGCAAAGCUGCUCACCUUUCAUACGUAGUGAAACUGGCAGGACUUUAACUCGAAAGAAAACUGGAAAAAACUAAAGAAGACCAGCGGAGCAAGCGAGGGGCUUUGGAAGAUCGACCACCUCUUUUUGUGGAACUGGGAAUUUUAUUCUUCAUUGCUAGCAAACUCAUUUCUGAAUAAUGUUUUCCCAUCUCAUAAUUGUGGCAGGGAUCAUUGUUGUACAUGGAGAUAAUCUUCCUAAAAAGAGUGUGGCAUUUACAUCUGUAAAUUUGGAGAAUAUUCUGAACUGGAAGCUAAGUGAGGACCCAGGAUACAAUUACACAGUACAGUACAAAAAGUAUGGUAACAAGAAGUGGGAAGAAAAACCUGAAUGUUACCAAAUUAAAGAACAUUCGUGCAACCUGACCAUGGAAACUCAAGACUAUAAUGAAGAGUAUUGUGCUCAAGUUAUCAUGGUUUCGGACACAGACACACAGAUCAUGCAAACAGGAAGAUUUAAUUCAAAACGUGAAACAAACUUUGGCCCUCCUGACGUGACCCUGAUACCAACUGAGAGAUCGAUAAAGUUUUCAGUACAGCUUCCUUGGAUUCCUUACACGGCACAAACACUGGACAGCAUUUACAAAGACAUUAAAUAUUAUGUGACGUUCAACGUUUCCAAGCACAUGCAAAAUGUGAUGAUAAACAGGACAUCUCAGAUUGAAAAUCUUUCUCCGGAAACAAAAUACUGUGGAGUGGUGACCUAUGAGAGCAGAUCCUACAUCAAGACAAGCCUGCCCAAAUACUUCUGCAUCACAACCCUGCACGAUACCUCAUGGAUUAUCAUAUCAGCAAUUGCUGUUUCAUGCUCCCUGGUGAUCCUGAUCAGUAUUUCUCUCCUGAUGCUGGGCAGAUACUUGAAGGUCAAAAUAAAGAUGCCAGAUUCUUUGACUCUAAAAGAUAAAUAUGUAUGGCUGCCCCCUGAGUCAGAUGGACCAAAGCAAAUUAAUCAGGUUUCAAUUGUCAAUCUGGAUCUCUCAAUGCCACCCUUCAAGUUGUUACUCUCUGGACUACCACCCCAACAGUCACCAAAAGCAUUUCCCAAACAACCUGAGCCAGAGAGUCCAAACUCCUACCUUUCUCAAACAGUGGAGACACAACCCUUGUUGAUGAACUCUGGAAGCACAGGGUCUUCAGGUAGUAACAGUUAUGGUGAAGUUGUGCUGGAGGCAGCAAACAAAGAAAAUCAGUGGCAAACAGUUGGUGGUACCACUGAAAUCUCUCUGCCAUGCUAUGCAUCCCAGAACAACGGAUGCAACUGGCGGUCUAUCAUGGUUAGUCCAAGGCAGUUAGUUCUUCAAACAGAAGUUAAAAAUGGCUGCCUUAUGCUUACCAGUUUUCCUUUUGAAAAAGAACCAUCUACCUCAUCAGUGAUACCAUUUACUUCAAAUGAGCAAACACAACAAGGAACAACUUAUUUCCAAAGGACACAAAAUCAAUCGAUUGGUUCACAGAAACUUCAGUCAUAUUUGCCUAAUUCAGAAAGAAAGUCUGUGGACAUGGAAAGACCUCAGUUGGAUAUAAUAUCUAUACCAAAUCCAGAGAAUCAAGAAAUGGACAGUCUUUCAUGUCCUAGUUUAACUGAGGUUAUAGAUGGAGAUUCAUUGUUCCAAAAGUGGGAUUUGAAAAUUUCUAUAUGAGAAGCUUCAAGUCAUUUUCUAUAUUAAGUGAGCCAAGUACUGCUUGGCAGAAAUAACCAAGGUAGGUGGAAUUCUGUAAUUCCAGUUGAUGUCACCAUUGCUUGUUACACAUGGUUUUGAAGGUGGUGAUCACAAGAUGUCAAGGCCUUCCAAAAAAACUGCUGAAACCAUGUAAAGUGGAACUUGCCCUUUGGAGGGGGCUUUUUUUACUCACUGUAUUUAUAAGGCGUUUCAAAAUCGCAGAGGAACACUCUGAGCACUCUUAUGUUUCUACCUGUCCCAAAGCCGCAUACACAGCAUGGAUAAGAGAUUAUCUGGUCUUUCAAGCUGUUCAUGCAAUUUUCAUUUAGAAGGAAGAUGUGCUCAUUGAUUGAUGCCACGUACAUCACUGUAGAUUAAAAUUCAAUUACAGAUAUGUUUGCCUUUUUUAAUUAAAAUUAGGGCUUUAGAUGUGCAGGGUGAGUAACCGCAUACUUAGAUAAACCAAAAAACCAAUAUAGCUUGGGGGAAAGGCCAAAGUUUACUUUUUUUGUUUGUAAUAAGGAACUUUUAUUCAUAAUGAGGAUGGCUCCUUCUUAAGCAGACCAUUCACAACCCUUUGGCAUAAUUUAUAUUUUAAAGAAAUGAAGUACUAUUGCAAUUGCUGCUCAUUAUUCAGUGGAAUUCAUUCACUUUAAUAAACUGUAUUGGAUUAUCUACUGGAAACUUUAAAUAAUACAAGAAGAGACUUUGAUAUUUAUACUGUGGUAGAGCUUUUCAAAGAUACAGAAAUUCAGGGGUGUUCUAAUAAGGACAUUUUAAUAUAGUGACAGAAAGCAUAUUUCAUCUCAGGAUAACAUUUUUUCAGGUAUAUUUAAAAAUGAAGAUGCAGAUCUUGGCUGAAGUGAAUUCAGUGUGGAGUUUGUAGGUGUUUUGUAUAUGAAGUUCCACGUCUCUUUCAAGAUGGAGGAGCACACUGGUUACCUUGUACAGUCAAAUUUCUCUGAUGUGAGUGCUUGUGUGCACCCUCUGUUUAUUUCACCCUCACACCACAUAGCUCCUAACUGGGAGAACAGCACAAGCCAAUUCUGAAAAUGAAUGAAUGGACACACAAAACACUUUAGCCUUUACAGAGGUAUGAAUGAGCCUUCAUUCGAUUUGUGUUUCUGAUUUGGGUCACAAUGAUUCCCUGUGAGCUGCUUGGAACAUCAGUUUUUAGAUCUUACACCACCAUCCAAGAAUGGACACUGAGAACACGAGAACAAUUCUGAUGAGAACAGAACAUUCAGCCCAACAUAUUGUAGCUCAUCAAUCCUUAUUCACCUAACUUCACACUUCAUUCCAUUUGUGGUCCCCAAAGUUCUACCAUCUACCACCUUACUUGGUAAUAUAUUUCACAAAUCUAUGGCUCCCUGUGUGAAGAAAAUCUUUCUAACAUUUAUCCAAAAUGUACAUUUAACCUUAGCUUCAUCUAUGGCACUGUGUUUUCUUUGAUGAAUUUGUUUUAAAUUUACUUGCAGAAUCUACUGAACUAAUUUCUUCAAAAAGUUUAAAAUCUUCAGUUAUGUUUCCAUUUAACUCCCAUUUGCUAGACCUGAAAAACAAUCUUUGCUUAUAGCUCAUACCUUGUAGUCCUGGAAAUGACCUUCUCUAUGUUCUGCCCGCAGAGAGAGACAGAGGGUCUUUUAAACUGUAGACAGAAAAUGUGCCAAGUGCAUGACAGGGAAAUCAAAACAUUCUUUUGUCAAACUCUAAACAUUGAGCAGAAAACCAAGAAGCUUUAACAAAACCUACAUGUUUUUAUACCAUAAAUACACUAAAACGUUAAGGUACAGAAUACCUUCACUGUCAAGAUCUCAGAUAAAGGAUGCAUGUCGACCUUUGUAUGGUGACUCUUGGGAUGUCACACACUCUGGUGACAUCAGGUAUUGUACACUGAGGGUAAAGGUCACAUUGGAAGCCACAAUGCUAAAUUGUAGAAAAUGGUCAUGCUGGUAAUUAAACAAAUCUGCAUCUGGAAAUACCAAUAUAAAAAAUAAUAACUUGUGAGACUAGCAUGAAAAAGCUAAAUGUCAGAAAUGGAUUAUUAAAGAGGUACUCUAUGCAAACAAUAUGCAGAACAUUAGUGAAAAAUGUCCAUCAUAGCACUCUAGACUUUCUGUUGUGCUGCUCCCUCUUUUUUGUAACACAGAAGCCAAAACUACAGCUAAUAUUCCAGAUUACAGGUUUGCUCACAACAUAUAAAGCUAUAGAAUUCAUUCUCAUAAAGUGUAGUUUGAAGCUUCAAAUCAUCAUUUCAUAUUCAGAUCUAACACUUUUACCUCCUAAUUGUAAUAAUUAACAUUUAUUUACAUCAAAUUUCACCUGCCACUUACCUGUCCGAAUUCUGUCCAGAUGCAUCUGUAAUGAUUCUAAUGGCUCUAGGGUAUCUCCUAGUUUAGUGUCGUGUUUGUUAUAUUUUCAUUAAGAUCAUCUACUAUAUAAUAAACAGCUAAGGUCUGUGUGUGUGUGUGUGUGUGCGUGGGUGUGUGUCCUGUCCCUCAGAGCAUUCUGAUUGGUCAGUUUGGCUUAGGUGUGAUUGGUCAGUUUGACUUUAUUGGUUUGAUCAAAAAGGAAAGUAUGAGUGUGAGACACACAAGGAGGAGUACGGUGGUAGGAAGUGUGCUGAGAGUCGUCUUCAAAGAGUCUGAGAAAGAGGUUUUAUGGGAAUGUACUCGAGAGACAGAGUACUGGUCAAGGGAGAUUCAGACACAUGAGGAUACUAAAGAAAGGUGCGGAAGGUACACAUGGGGAAAGAGAUUUCACAUAUUUUUACAUUUAUUCCAUUACCUGUCUUGGACGGUUACCAUGGCUAGUUUAUAUUUAAAUUAGAAAGGGAAGAGCCCCCAGCACCGAUCCUUCAUGGAUGCCACUUUCAAAAUGGGAGCAAAAUGUUCCUCCCUUUAUUUCCUGCACCCAUUUACUUCGUGCCACUUGAAUUUACAUUUGAUCACUUCUCUGUUAUUUGGUACAGUAUCAAAGGAUUUUUGAAACUGAAGAUAAUAAUAUUGUAAGCUCCUGUCUGAGCAGGUGCCUUUGUUGCUUCCUUUUGUUGCUUGUAGCAGGUUAGUUGAAGUAUGAUUUACCCAUCGAAAAAACGGUGUUGACAACUUGCUAAUACACCUGCUCCUGACAUGUCCUGCUCAAGCAUUUCUGUAGUAACUUACUUAAGAGAGACAACCAGCUGAAUGGCUUAUAGUUAGUAGAAUUUGCCUGCUCACCUUUUUAUGUACUGGGACAACACUAGCCUUUACUCUAUAUACUGUAGUAUGUUGAAUGGUGCCCUCAGCCCCCUGGUGAACACAGAUCACAAAACCUAUUUUUAAUUAAGAUUAAUAGAAAUGAAAUAAAAGUACAGCCACUGCUGUGACCAUUUUAGAUGACCCAGCUUCAUUAUGCUUCACUAUGCAGAUCUGUUUGAACACGGAAUAAUAUCCUUCUUGAUUUGUAACUGCCUAAUGCUAAAAUUAAUUUUAAUUCUCUUGGUGUUCUAAAAAAACACAACACAUCAAAUCUGCAUACCCUCGAAACAUGUGUGCCAUCACAUCAAUGCAUCACUUGAGGGGAAAGAAGAAAUCAGAACAAAGUGCAAGCAGAUUUGCAAACUGCCAAAGCUGUUUAGCCCCCAUGUGCGAUUGUGAUGAUAUGAAGCUGCAAACACCCAUUCUAAUUUGACAACAUAACGUGCCUUCCCUCUGUGACUGCUUGUAAGAAAUAAAGUGUUAUCAGAAUUAAAAUACAGGGCAAACAGCAUGUGCAAAACGGAGCAGCCACAACAUGUGGGGCUUUCAAGCUGUGGGGAAAAUUGAAGUUUAGCUGAAAAUAGCUUCAAUAAUGGGUGAUGAAGGCUUGAAAAUCUGGAUUGAGGGCAAAAAUUUCUGUGGUUUUAAUUCAAAGUUUGCAACUGUUGAUUUUAAAUGUUCUUAAUUGCUAACAUAGUAUAUAUGUAUAGUUAUACUGUACAGGUAUCCCAUUAUUUCUUAUAUAAUACACAUCUCAAUUCUGAUCCUGCAUUCACUGUACAGGGUCACAUUCACAAUGCUGUUGUCUACUCGCCUGUCAAGGAACAAAGGGCAGGAACCAACGUCAUGAUGCUGGAUGGUGGAAGAAGAUGUGGGCAAAAAGGUGUAUCUGGACAGAGAGACCAAAGUUACACACACAGUAUAUACAGCACAUACAGUAUAUGCAGAAUGUUACAAUCCAAUAAAAAGUAAAUAAGUUUACUGCAGAUAUCCAUAUAAACGAAGAAGGAAAUUUUUUUAGGUUCUUCCAUACAGUGCUGAUGCGAAGUAUUCACCCCUUGGAAAUUUUGCCAUUUUAUUGUUGUACAACAGUGGAUUUAAUUUGUGUUUUUUGACUCUGAUCAACAGAAAAAGACUUUAAUGUGAAAGUGAAAAACCGAUCUCUGUAAAGUGGUCCUCACAGGUGGUGCAGUGGUAGUGCUGCUGCUUUGCAGUAAGGAGACUGUGGAAGAUUGUGGGUUCGCUUCCCGGUUCCUCCCUGUGUGGAUAGCGCUUUGAGUACUGAGAAAAGUGCUAUAUAAAUGUAAUGAAUUAUUAUUAUUAUUAUUAUAUGUGUAUAUACCCCCUUUAGUAGAUGCAACUUUGGCGGCCAUGACAGCAUCAAGUGUGUGUGGAAAGGUUUUCUGUGUGGACGCUGCAGAUUUCUCCCAUUCAUCUUUGCAAAACAAGCAAAAAAUCCAGAUUUAAUCUACUGUGAUUCAAUGUUGUAAAAAAAUAAAAUGAUGAAACUUUCAAGGGGUUCAAUACAUUUUAUUCCUCAUAACUACAUGACUGGAAGUCAACCACUUAUCUGUGUUAUCAUGGCAGUCAUUCUAUAUAAAAUACACAAAGUACACACUUUGUUUAAAGUAAAUUGAGGACUAAAGAUUUACUGUCGUUUGUAGGGGAAAAAUACAAAAAUCGGCGUAGUACGGUCCAUACAGCACUUCCAUAGAAGAUUUAUACAAUAUGAUCCAAUCGAUUAUACUGUACAAUUAUAUAGAAUCAAGUACACUAACUUACAUAAAAUGUAUUAUAUACACAAAUAAAUGUAGAGUAAAAUGAACCAGAAAUAGAAUGAAAUGGACAACUUAAAUACUAUUUACUUUGAAACUAAAUGCAUUAGGUCAAAUGAAGUAAACAAGCUGCAUAGACAAACAGAUCAGUAUGGGCUGGCUAAUCACCUCUGAGCACGUCGACAUUUACAGAUCUGCUGUAGAGUGCGAGUGUGUGUGUGUGUGUGUUUGUGAGUUUGUUUCUUUGUCGUCAUCGUCAUCAUCUAACAUGUGAUCUGGUAGAGCAAAAAAACAGCCGUCAGUUAUCUUCGCUUAUAAAUUUCUUCUUUGUGUGUGUGUAUACUUGUGUCUUCCUCUGUGUGUGUAUAUUUAAAUAAAUCAUUUAUCUCCAAAACUACCUGUGCAAAAAUUUUUACAACUCAGUAGAUGCUACGGCUAAACAGAGUAGACUGUAGAAAUCCCAGUUAAAUCAGGCCAUUUCAAUGGUAGUUACCAUUGGGCAUACAUAAAGUAAGCAGACCUGGAGCCCAUGACAAGACAAACACAGAUAGGUGAUUUUAUUCAUAAAUAGAUAGGCCAUUUUUUUGCAAGUUUUAAAUGUAUAUCAACCUCAGCAUUCAAGGCUGAUAUGUUAGAAACUACUCUUUUGAAAAGUUUGCACCUUUGCUAGGAUGAAGUCUUCCAGGAUUUCUACACAGUACAAAAAAUGUCAUCAUUUUCUGAUGAAAAUUGUGACUUAAUGAUGUGAACAUUUCCGCAGUCACACAUACAGACGUCGUGGUAAUCUUGACAGUUUGAAUUUGGUAGAAUCAGAAUGUGAACUUAACUCAAUAGCAAAUUUUUGACCCCAUCACUAAAUUUCCACUUACAUGGAAGUAUAAUUAGUGUUUGAAUUCCGGAUUUGAAUAUCACUUGUACUCGAGUUUUGAAUUGCCCCAAGAGCUUUGCUUUUUGAUCUCUGUUAUCAUUGUUCACCAAUACAGUAUUUGAUUCAUCUGGUGAUCCUUCUUAAAAAACUUUUUUAGCAAACACUAAUACCCGAUUUCUGUCACUCUUCUAAGCAAUUGUUGCUAAAAUAUACAAAGCAUUUGAGUUUUUAGCAAGAAUGUGCAAUGGUAUCCACAAUACAGAACCGAGUUUAGUGGGGCACAAGAAGCGUAUUGAUGUAAGUUGUCCAAAAGCUACAGGAAAACAUAACCAGGAGACAGAUGCAGCCAGAACACUUGUUAAUAUCCAGGAGUGACAAAGGAGGAGCAGAAAGGCUAAGCAGCCCCAAAAUGCUUUGCGCCAUUCUCUAAAGUAGAAAACGCCUAAUUUUUUCAGGCAAAGAUUUUAGUGUUUCAUCUAGUAUUGAUUUUGCUGUAAUAUUAUAAAAUCGUUCCAUCCUUUUAAGAAAGAUGACCAGUAAAUAGAGACAGCCAUAGUGCACACUACACUUUCUCAGACCCUCAUCCAUUGCAGACAAGAUGCUAAAGUUUCAUUUGUUCAUCUGUUUGUUUUUGUUUUACAUACUUAUCCAGUUAUGGAUUGCAUGGGCCUUUUAAAAUGUGUCCUGGUAGGAAGGUGGAGGGGGCACCAAUCCAUUAUAAGGCCCACUCACACUCAUUCAGUUUAAAGUUGCCAAUAUACACAAACUUCUUUGCUAUGUAGGAGGAAAAUCAGAGAAGCCAGUGGGAGAACAUGCAGACUCCACACAGAUAGUAACUAAGCCAGGGUUCAAGCUCUGACUCUGGAGCCGUGCAGCAGACGUCUGUGCUGUCCCUUCAUUUUUUACCUUCUUAAACUUUUGCAUCCAAAAUCCAAGACUAACAUGCAAACACUUGAGAGUUUGUGCAGAUGGACCCAGGCUUUGGUGCCCUUGUUGUUUAUGUUCAUUCUGCUUUGAAGUCACUGAAGGAAGAAACAAAAAGGAGAAGUUGAAGUAAUUCAUUUGUUGAAAUGUCAUAUCUGUACUACUGCUAUUUAUUAUAUACUUCUUUGUACAUAUUAAAAUAUAUGUAUGUAUUGUAGUUUGUUUUUUUCACAUGUCACAACUCUUUGUAUGCAAAGUAUAUUAAAUCAUAAAGUAGAAGUGGUCACGUUUUAUCAACAAACUUCAUUUUGCAAUAAAGAGUUUUUGUUAAAUGA
This is a messenger RNA of Erpetoichthys calabaricus (reedfish), 9047 nucleotides long. Its product is annotated as interleukin-22 receptor subunit alpha-1-like. NCBI's taxonomy places the organism in Eukaryota, Metazoa, Chordata, Cladistia, Polypteriformes, Polypteridae. The record is from RefSeq and is a predicted model, not a curated record. Gene Ontology annotation, molecular function: protein binding. The transcript has 7 exons. The coding region runs from base 386 to 1885 and encodes 499 amino acids.